Molecule: messenger RNA, 5593 nt
Organism: Sapajus apella (tufted capuchin)
Lineage: Eukaryota; Metazoa; Chordata; Mammalia; Primates; Cebidae
Gene: RXRA
Product: retinoid X receptor alpha
Exons: 9
Coding region: 632-1729 (365 amino acids)
Biological process (GO): positive regulation of transcription by RNA polymerase II; anatomical structure development; retinoic acid receptor signaling pathway
Cellular component (GO): nucleus; RNA polymerase II transcription regulator complex
Molecular function (GO): zinc ion binding; nuclear steroid receptor activity; retinoic acid-responsive element binding
Source: RefSeq, a predicted model, not a curated record
UGCCCUUCAGUUUCCUCCCUUCUCUGAGAAGCGCACCUGGUGCCCACGAACGUGAGCACUGGGCAUUUGGCCAGUCACAGAGUGGCCACCUGGUUCUCCACACACCUUCUGGCACCCCCACUGUGCUGCGUUGUCACGGAGGGCCUCCUGGCUUCCUUCAGCCCACCUGAGGCCCACAGGGACCAAGCAUCCUUGCAAAGCCUUGCAGCCCACCUGGGCAGACUGAAGAAGGACCUAGAAGCCUGAACAGGCUGGGGCUGGAAGAAUCAUUCCAGGCGCCGGGGCCCCUGUGAAAGGAGGCUUUGGGGUGGUUUCUGCUUUGCUUGCAUUGAGCUUCAAACUCUUCCUGUCCCGUGAGAAGGGGGGAUGGGAUUUGGAGGCCUGAGGAAGGAAGGAGGGGAGCUUCCUGCGCACAGGCGGCGGCAGGGGUUUGCAGAAGUGGAGGCUGGGGGCUGGGGACCGCCUGGCUGAGUGCUCGCCGCCCUGCACAGCGGGCUGGCGGGCAGGAUGCAUCGGGAAGCGCCUGUGGGUCCCCUGCGCUGACUGCAGAGCUGGGUGGAGGCAGCGGAAGCAAAACUGCUGUGUCACUGCACGCGGCAGCUGUUGCCAGGGUGACCGGCUCAGCUCACCCAUGAACCCCGUCAGCAGCAGCGAGGACAUCAAGCCUCCCCUGGGCCUCAAUGGCGUCCUCAAGGUCCCCGCCCACCCCUCAGGAAACAUGGCAUCCUUCACCAAGCACAUCUGCGCCAUCUGUGGGGACCGCUCCUCAGGCAAGCACUACGGCGUGUACAGCUGUGAGGGCUGCAAGGGCUUCUUCAAGCGGACGGUGCGCAAGGACCUGACCUACACCUGCCGUGACAACAAGGACUGCCUGAUUGACAAGCGGCAGCGGAACCGGUGCCAGUACUGCCGCUACCAGAAGUGCCUGGCCAUGGGCAUGAAGCGGGAAGCCGUGCAGGAGGAGCGGCAGCGUGGCAAGGACCGGAACGAGAACGAGGUGGAGUCAACCAGCAGCGCCAACGAGGACAUGCCCGUGGAGAGGAUCCUGGAGGCCGAGCUGGCUGUGGAGCCCAAGACCGAGACCUACGUGGAGGCCAACGUGGGGCUGAACCCCAGCUCGCCGAACGACCCUGUCACCAACAUCUGCCAAGCAGCCGACAAGCAGCUGUUCACCCUGGUGGAGUGGGCCAAGCGCAUCCCGCACUUCUCAGAGCUGCCCCUGGACGACCAGGUCAUCCUGCUGCGGGCAGGCUGGAACGAGCUGCUCAUCGCCUCCUUCUCCCACCGCUCCAUCGCCGUGAAGGACGGGAUCCUCCUGGCCACCGGGCUGCACGUCCACCGGAACAGUGCCCACAGCGCAGGGGUGGGCGCCAUCUUUGACAGGGUGCUGACGGAGCUUGUGUCCAAGAUGCGGGACAUGCAGAUGGACAAGACGGAGCUGGGCUGCCUGCGCGCCAUCGUCCUCUUCAACCCCGACUCCAAGGGGCUCUCGAACCCAGCCGAGGUGGAGGCGCUGAGGGAGAAGGUCUACGCGUCCCUGGAGGCCUACUGCAAACAGAAGUACCCAGAGCAGCCGGGAAGGUUUGCCAAGCUCUUGCUCCGCCUGCCGGCUCUGCGCUCCAUUGGGCUCAAGUGCCUGGAACAUCUCUUCUUCUUCAAGCUAAUUGGAGACACGCCCAUCGACACCUUCCUCAUGGAGAUGCUGGAAGCCCCGCACCAAAUGACUUAGGCCUGCGGGCCCAUCCUUCGCGCCCGCCCGGUCCGGCCACCCCGCCUGGACGCAGCUGCUCUUCUCAGCCCGAGCCCUGCCCCUGCCCUUCUCUGCCUGGCCUGUUUGGACUUUGGGGCGCAGCCUGUCACUGCUCUGCCUAAGAGAUGUGUUGUCACCUCCUUCUUUCUGUUACUACUUGUCUGUGGCCCAGGGCAGUGGCUUUCCUGAGGCGGCAGCCUGAGUGGCAAGAACUAGAGUAAGCCCGGCCAGGCGCCUCCCCACCGGGCUCUCAGGACAUCCUGCCACACCCCAUGGGGCUUGGGUGGCUCAUAGGGGUCUCCCGGCUCCGGGCCCUGGAGCUGCAGGAGUUGGGAAUGGGGCCUCGGUUUCCAUUGCUGUUGAUCGUUGCUGGUUUUCAGAAUUCCCGUGUGGCCCUCCUGUCUGGAGUGACGUCUUCGCCUGCUCUGACUACCGGUGCCCCGCCUGCCCAUGACAGCUCCCCCUAACCAGGAGGAGGGGACAGCUGGGGGCACAGGCUGGCGUGUCAUCAGCCAAGACCUCAGCUGCCUCGGGGACGAGAGGGGCCAGCAGGCUGCCCUGUGCUGUGAGUGAAGGGAAAGCAGCGUCUUUUUCCAAAGAUAACUCGCGGUGUUGCCCUCGAGCCAACGAGAAUAUGAGCCGACCUCCGUGCAGGGUUUCGGGGCCACCUCCAGGCUGCAGGGACGGGUGUCACUCACCCCCCCGGUCUUCUCUCUGCCUUGGUGUCCUGGCUUCAGACUCCCCCUUCCUGUUGAGACCGGAGUGCCUCGGUCCGUCCCCAGCCUGAGUCUUCUCUUCGCCCUGCCAGGUGGGCUGAGGCCUGUCCUUGGUUCCUGCGGAGCUGGCCCUGGCUGGGCAGGGUGGGGCAUCACCACGUCCCUGGCCUUGCUGGAAGCACAGGGCCCUGCUGACCUGCAGCCGUCUGUGAGGCCCUCGUGGACGGGAGGGGAGGGGGCAGGUGGCCUGGAGAGAGGGGUUCAGGAACUGGGGCCUCGUGGCCUAGAGCGGCUCUGCAGGGGCAUUGGUGGGACCCUCACUCAGGCCUUCUCUCCGCUACCAGUGUGUCUAAGACUUGGAACCUGAGAACCCUGAGUCGUAGUGCCCUUGGUCCCGGGCCACACGCAGGCCCUGGUGGGACCACCCAGCCCGGUGGUGUCCAGAGACAGCGUGCUCACCCAGAGCCUUACUUGGGAGCCUCACUGAACGCCCGCUCCGGUUGAAGGUGGGGGGCUGAGGGCCUCCCCGGCUCAGCCCCGUGCGGCCCGGCGCUCCACCCCCAGGUUCUCCCCCGUCCAGUGGUGCAGGGCUCUCUCAGGUUGAACUCGCCUCUUUUGCACUGGAAGGCCCUUCCUUUGGCCUGAGUCCUUUUCCUGUUCACGCCUCAGUCCCAUGGACCCAGCCUUUGUCAGUAGCAGGUGCCUGAACAGCAGAUGGGUGGGGGGAUGCAGGAGGGGGCCUUGUCUUCCCAGCAGCAGUCUAGGAAUGGAUCGGGGGAGUAGGCGUCUUCUCCAAAGGCUUUCCCCACCUGGAGCAGGGGAGUGUGGGCUGCCCCAGCAGGGGCUCCUCGGUGGGGAGGGGAGCUGCCUGGGGGGUUGGGCCGGGAGGCAGCGGCUCAGAGGGGCAGCGUUCCAGCCUUGGUUGGGAGGAGUGUCCAUUCUUUGCCUUCCUGGAGCUUCCAGCCAGAGCUGAGCUGAGGGACUGGGUGGAGCCUGCAGCUGAGUCUGCCCGAGACAGAGACUGUUCAGAGGUUCCAGAAGCCUCUCAUUCCCGCCCCCCUCCACCCCCGCCUUUUAGUGGCGUGGAUCCCCAGAGGUGCCCUCUGUCCAGCCACCAUCCUGAGGCGGAGUGGCGAGCCUCACACCUGUAACAGGCCCCUGGCCAGCUGGGUCCCUCCCAGGCACUGCCGGGUGCUCUGGGGCCCAAUGGUGGGAGCGUGAGAGACCCCACACCAACACCCGGUGCCUUCUGCAGCCAGUGCCCAUCCGUGUGCACCCCGACACUUGGGAAUGCCCGCGGCUCCAGAGGAAGAAGCCCAGGGCCGGGGCCUCGUUUUCGGGGGCUCGGCUGCUUCUUGGCAGUCCUGCCGUUUCCAGCUCUGGCUGGCUGGCUGUAAAGCACUGAGGCCCGCCCCGGGCUGCCAACCCCUGAAAGCAGAACCCUGGCCUCCCUGGCCCCUGCAGCCUUCUCCACCAGCCCUCGUGGCCUGGGUUCUUCCUGCAGCCUUCCCCCCAGCCCACAUGGCCUGGGUUCUUCCUGCAGCCUUCCUGCCCCUUCUCAUCAGCCUUGUGGUUGUACAACCAGUGCUGUUGGUUUGGAAAGGUGACGCGUGAGGAGUGUGGCUCGUUACUCAGUGGAGAGGUAGAGUUUCUAUUUAUCCAGACCUGCAGUAGCAUUACCAAUCUGGUUCAAUUAAGGUGAUUUUUUGGUAAUUAUUAUUUUGGUGGGACAAUCUUUAAUUUUCUAAAGAUAGCACUAACAUCAGCUCAUUAGCCACCUGUGCCUGUCCCCGGCUCGGCCCGGCUGGAUGAAGUGGCUUCCCCACAGGCCCCCCCUUCGCAGUGGCUGCUUCCUGGGCCACAAGGGCACCCCGGCGCCUUCAGGCGAGCUCCUCAGCUGGUCACCUCCUUGCUUUGCCUUCCGAUGGGGCUCCUGAGGCUGAGGAGUGAAGAUGCCGCAGAGCCGGGCCACCCUAGGCUUCGUCGGGUGUGUUCUGGAAGCUGGCCUGCUGGGACCCUCCACCCUGGGGCCUGUGUCAGCCACCGGUCCUCUGCACCCUGGAAGCACACGGGCUCUGGGAAAGACAGCCCUGACCUUCGGUGUUCCAAGUCACUGUGUUCCCCAAGAAUUCUGGGCUGGCGGCCUGAUGGCCGUGCUGGAGAAGACCCUGAGCCUUUCCCCGUGGGGCACCCAGGAGGGCCUGGCCAGUAUGUGCAGCCUGUGGGUGGCCGGCUGACGUCCCUGCCGUGCUCAGGGUGUGUCACCUGGUGCCCAUCCAUACAGGUGUGUGGUGUAACAUGUAUGUGCUGUACAGACGUGUGGAGAGAGCCGCGCACCAGGGCCACGGAGAGGCGGAGCAGUUACCAAUGUUUCGUGUUUAUUUUUAAUCAAGACGUUUCCCGUUUUCCUAUAAAUUUGCUUAGUGUAAGCAAGUACAUAAGGACCCUCCUUUGGUGAAAUCCGGGUUCGAAUGAAUAUCUCAAGGCAGGAGAUGCAUCUAUUUUAAGAUGCUUUGGAGCAGACAGCUUUAGCCGUUCCCAAUCCUUAGCAAUGCCUUAGCUGGGACGCAUAGCUAAUACUUUAGAGAGGAUGACGGAUACAUAAGAGAGUAAAGAUAAGAGAAAAUGUCUAAAGCAUCUGGAAAGGUAAAAAAAAAAAUCUAUUUUUGUACAAAUGUAAUUUUAUCCCUCAUGUAUACUUGGAUAUGGCGGGGGGAGGGCUGGGACUGUUUUGUUUCUGCUUCUAGAGAUUGAUGUGAACGCUUCCUCGGAGAGACGCCAGGGCAGGCGGUGGCAGAGGAGAGGGCCCUUGUGACAGCGGCGAGGCUUGGGAGGAAACCACCACCGGGGCCAUCUUCCUUGGGGACGGGAGGGUGGGCCUGAGGCUUUCAAGGGUUUUCUUCCCCUUUUGAGUAAUUUUUAAAGCCUUGCUCUGUUGUGUCCUGUGGCCAGCCUUCCUGUGACUGUGACUGAAACGGUUUCCCCAUAGAUCGUCUGAAACAUGGCGGCCGCAGGUGCUGGGGCCUGAUGGACAGUGGCAUAGAAUUGUGGAAAAGAAACACCCAAAGGGAGACACGUGAGAGAAGAAACAAAAUAUGAGUGUUUAAAAUACAUCGCCAUUCAGUUC